Paraphaeosphaeria sporulosa is the source of this 480-nucleotide messenger RNA. RefSeq lists its product as uncharacterized. The transcript has a single exon. The record is from RefSeq and is a predicted model, not a curated record. Lineage: Eukaryota; Fungi; Ascomycota; Dothideomycetes; Pleosporales; Didymosphaeriaceae. Bases 1 to 480 code for a protein of 159 amino acids.
AUGCCUUUGGAUCAGAUUGACUCUUGCGCUGUUACGGCCGCUUCAGAGCUCCAGGAAGUCAUCGGUUCGUUCCCCCACGCACAGGACCAAAAUCUUGACUAUUUCGACAUUGUACUCGGAAAAGACAUUGUGGGCAUCAAUAGAUUCGACUUUCUGGACUUCAAUGCUGUCAAAUCAAUACUGGAUCUACAUACUCGGGUCCCUUGCGACGCUUUUAAGCCUUACUGCCUUGCGAUCCUCAAAGUCGGCCCUGAUAUCAAGAGACCAGAGUACGAUUCUCUGGAGCGGGCUGAGUCUCGGAGAAGACUGCUGGAGAGGAUGGCUGAAUAUGCUUUCAAAAAGGUGCUCAAAAAGGAGGAGGUGACAGCGUUGAGCAAGAAAUGCGAGGUUGCGGAGCAGCUUGAGCCGCCUCCGAAGGCGAAGAUCGUAUUGCGGGACGGCAAGUUUGUGAAGAUGUUUGAACAAGCAGAGGAGGCUUAG